Molecule: messenger RNA, 1284 nt
Organism: Hibiscus syriacus
Lineage: Eukaryota; Viridiplantae; Streptophyta; Magnoliopsida; Malvales; Malvaceae
Product: pollen-specific leucine-rich repeat extensin-like protein 4
Exons: 1
Coding region: 13-1284 (423 amino acids)
Molecular function (GO): protein binding
Source: RefSeq, a predicted model, not a curated record
AGGUGGUCACUAAUGGAUACUCGUCAACCUCUUCCGGCCUUGGCCUGCUUCCUUUUGUUCUCUUGUUUCUUGUAUAAAGCAGCACCUACCUCCGCAUUAUCCGACAGCGAAGCUGAUUAUAUCGCCCGUCGUCAGCUCUUAACUCUCCCUGAAAACGGUGAUCUCCCCGAGGGGUACGAAAAUACAGUCAAAACAACUGAAACUUUCGAAAACGAAAGGCUUAGGAGGGCUUUCAUCGCUCUUCAAGCCUGGAAAAAGACUAUCUACUCCGACCCUUUGAACAUCACCAGGAACUGGUUUGGUCCCAACGUGUGUAGCUACAGAGGCGUGUUUUGUGCACCAGCAUUGGGUAUACCCAAAUGGACCGUCGUCGCCGGUAUCGACCUCAACCAUGCCAACAUCGUUGGUUACAUUCCAGUCGAGUUCGGAUUGUUGACUGACCUUGCAUUGCUCCAUCUAAAUUCAAACAGGUUUUGCGGUAUCAUCCCUAAGAGCUUAUCAAAGCUUACACGUAUGUAUGAAUUCGAUAUCAGCAAUAACCGGUUCAGUGGCCCUUUCCCUAGAGUUGUAACGACAUGGAAGAGCAUCAGGUACAUUGAUUUACGAUUCAAUAAUUUUGAAGGUUGUUUACCACCGGAGAUCUUCGAGAAAGACCUUGAUGCAUUGUUUUUAAACGAUAACCAAUUCACUUGCACCAUCCCUGAAACAAUCGGCAAAUCGACAGUCUCGGCUAUGACAUUCGCAAACAAUAAGUUCAAAGGGUGUCUCCCACGUAGCAUUGGAGAAAUGUGGAGAUUGAAUGAACUUAUUUUCACCAACAAUGACCUCGGUUGUUGUUUCCCAUCGGAAAUCGGAUUGCUUGGUAAUGUCACGGUUGUUGACAUUAGCUUCAACUCAUUCACCGGUAGUUUGCCACAGAGUUUAUCGAGCUUGAAGAAGGUUGACAUUUUGGAUGUUUCGCACAAUAAGUUGACGGGGACUGUGCUAGAAAAUGUGUGCAAGUUGCCAACCUUGUCUAAUUUCACGUUUUCUCAUAACUAUUUCAGCGAGGAGUCUAAAGCUUGUGUAUCGCCCGGAAGGGACGACGUUGUGCUGGAUGAUACCGGUAAUUGUUUGGCUGGCCGGAUUAAGCAGAAGCUGGCUAAGGAAUGCCAACCGGUGGUGAGUAAACCGGUUGAUUGUAACAAGGACCAGUAUGUUGUACUGUCUUCAUCUUCUAAGCCUAACUCACGAAUGCCUAAACCAAAAUCACUGGUUCAAGUUCAUCCAACGCCUAAGCCAUAA